Molecule: messenger RNA, 1014 nt
Organism: Penicillium robsamsonii
Lineage: Eukaryota; Fungi; Ascomycota; Eurotiomycetes; Eurotiales; Aspergillaceae
Product: NAD(P)-dependent alcohol dehydrogenase
Exons: 1
Coding region: 1-1014 (337 amino acids)
Cellular component (GO): mitochondrion
Molecular function (GO): oxidoreductase activity
Source: RefSeq, a predicted model, not a curated record
AUGGCAAGCCAAAUGCGCGCCUGGCAAGCCUCUACCCCCGGCCCCUUCCUCAAAACCCUCACCUUCACCUCAAUCGCCUCCCUUUCCGAACCUCUCCAGCGCGGCCAAGUCCUAAUCGCCGUCUCUCGUGCAGGCCUCAAUCCAGCUGACUAUAAAAUGUGCGAAGUUGGGCUUCUUUCCCGAGCGAUUACGUCCUUCCCCAAGACCCCAGGCAUGGACCUUGCGGGCCGCAUCGUCGAUGUAGCAGAGGACGUCACAGACGUGAAAAAGGGAGACGUGGUAAUCGCGCGAGCGACACCUACCAAACGCGGAGGAUCUCUAGCGGAGCACAUCGUCGUUGAUCACGACGGCUACACUUCUCUCCCUGAGUCCUUCGAUCUGGACCAAGCAGCCGGCGCACCUACAGCAGGGCUCACAGCAUACCAGACUAUAGCCCCCUACGUCAAGCCCGGGGACAAAGUCUUCCUCAAUGGCGGCUCCGGCGGCGUAGGUCUCUUCGGCAUCCAAGUCGCAAAAGCCCUCGGUUGCCACGUCACAGUAACCUGCUCAGCCGCCAAAGCAGAGCAAUGCAAGUCCCUCGGCGCUGACGAAGUCAUCGACUACAAGAGCUGCGACGUGCUCGCUGAGCUGCGUAAGGAUGGCCCAGUAUUCGCCGUGUGCGUCGACAACGUGGGUAAUUCACCCCCCGACCUGUACGCCUCCUCGCACACCUUCCUGCAGAAGGACGCAAAGUUUGUCUUCGUUGGCGGUGCCAUCAGCAAGAACAGCUUUGUCAGCCUGUCUAAGAGUUUGGCGCUGCCAGCGUUCCUAGGCGGCGGAAAGCGCAAGUUUAUACUAUACAUGACGGAUAACAGGAGGGCCGAUCUGGAGCAGGUUCGGGAUUGGCUGGUCGAGGGAAAGGUGAGAACGGUUAUUGAUUCAACGUUUGGGUUUGAGGAGGCGGACAAGGCGAUUGAGAAGUUGAGAGAGGGGUUGGGCGGAGGCAAGAUUAUCGUGAGGGUUCCGGAGGGGUGA